Molecule: messenger RNA, 159 nt
Organism: Paraglomus occultum
Lineage: Eukaryota; Fungi; Glomeromycota; Glomeromycetes; Paraglomerales; Paraglomeraceae
Source: the annotation of a GenBank genome assembly
AUGACAGAUCUUCAACCUUUGUAUAGAGAUUACUUUGACGAAACGUCCGUUGAAGAAUGGUCGUACCUCCACUUUUUAAAAUCUUUUGAGUCUGUUAUUAUGGCAAAUAUAGAUGCCACAAAAGAUGGAGACAAGGGCACUUGGGGAAAAGAUUCCUGA